AUGUUAAGAUCAAAAUUAUCAUCAUUGAGAGAAUAUUUAACUCCUAUAAAUCAUAAUUCAAAUUUCUUAACAACAGGAGAAAUAAGUCCUGAAGAAUUUAUAAAAGCUGGUGAUUAUUUAGUUUAUAAAUUUCCUACUUGGUCAUGGUCUUCUUGUCCUAAAAAUUUACAAAAAUCAUUUUUACCAGAAGAUAAACAAGUAUUGGUAACAAGACAUGUUCCCAGUAAUGUUAGAGCUAAUAAAUAUUUUGAUAAUGGUGAAGAUGAAGAGGAAGAUGAAGAAGAGCCACAUGAUGCCACAGAUAAUUCAAAUGAUGAAGAAUAUGGAUGGAUUAAGUCAAAGAAACCCAAAAAGACAGAAAAGGAAGAUGAAACAACAAAGGAAAUAAAUGAUAUUGAUGAACUUAUAGAUGAAAAUGCCGAAGAAAAUGAAUUUGAUGAAGAUUUUGAUGAUUUAGAUAUAAAAACAAAUAUAAAUACAAAUUUAAGAAAAUAUGAUCUAUAUAUAACUUAUUCAACUUCUUAUAGAGUUCCAAAAUUAUAUUUGGUUGGAUUUAAUUCAAAUGGUAUUCCAUUAUUACCAAAUCAAAUGUAUGAAGAUAUAAAUUCAGAUUAUAAAGAUAAAACAGUUACAAUUGAAAAUUUACCUGUUGCUCAUAAUACAACUUCUAUAUCUAUACAUCCAUGUAAACAUUCAUCAGUUAUGAAAGUUUUGAUGAAACAUCAAUUAAAAAAGAAAGAAAAAACAAUAGAGGAUUUAUCAAUUAAUGAUGAAGAACCGAAUAGUGAAGAAGAUCAAGGAAUAAGACCUGAUCAUUAUUUGGUUAUAUUUUUAAAAUUCAUUGCGAGUGUUACCCCUGGAAUUGAAUAUGAUUAUACAAUGGACGCUUUAUGA
Lodderomyces pseudojiufengensis is the source of this 894-nucleotide messenger RNA. RefSeq lists its product as uncharacterized. The record is from RefSeq and is a predicted model, not a curated record. NCBI's taxonomy places the organism in Eukaryota, Fungi, Ascomycota, Pichiomycetes, Serinales, Debaryomycetaceae. Gene Ontology annotation, molecular function: Atg8-family ligase activity. Gene Ontology annotation, biological process: autophagosome assembly; autophagy of mitochondrion; nucleophagy. The coding region runs from base 1 to 894 and encodes 297 amino acids. The transcript has a single exon. Gene Ontology annotation, cellular component: cytoplasmic ubiquitin ligase complex; cytosol.